AUGAAUUUGGAUGUGCAUGAGCCUAAAAUUGGUGGCAAAGUUGCCCCAAGGGUUACUGGUCCUGGAUCUCCACGUAAGGGUGCACCAAAUUUCAAACAGAGGAGCAGCCGACAGUUCAAGAGUAAACCUCCCAAGCAGGGUGUCAUUGGGUUUGGAGAGGAAAUCCCUGGAAUGGAAGGCCUUGGGACUGUUAUCACCGUGAUCUGCCCAUGGGAGGCGUAUAGUCAUCUGGAGUUGCAUGAAUUGGCUCAGUAUGGCAUCAUCUGUGUCUCCUCACUGUAAAUAAAUUUUUUAUUGAUCAAAGGGAAUGAGGCGAGACUACACUCAACUUCUAUACUUGCUCCUUUUCAGUGGUGGGCCACGCACAAAUGGACUAGCACACAAAUACAUUUCAAUCAGACAACUCACAUGCAGGAGUACUUAUUGCAGCAGCAGUGCAUAGUUAAAAAUUUGGCAUGUGGGAUCCAACAUCAUCACUCACAGCAGGACUGAUGAUUGGAUAUACAUGUUUUCCUCCCAGCAGGAGUCCAAAGACUGCAACACUGGAAUCAUUGACAGGUGGAGAAGACAGUUGGGAAAUUUGUACCUGAAAUUGCCCACCUAGUGUGGAGGGAGUGUUUAGUUGAUUAUGCACAGAGUGUGUAUGGUUGCUUAUGUGGAUAGUAUCUCAGACCAUGUGGAGCAUGAGGCAUGCCAGUGCAUAUAGUGCACAAGUUGGCUGCCUAAACUUACUCGCAGGUGUUGCUCCACAUUUGCAUAUCAAUGGAUGCAGUUUUGUCUAAGCUUUUUAUUCUUUAUUUAUUUUUUUAUAAAAUAAAUAUUUUUUUCAUACUCUGAAGGUGACAUUUGAAUGCAUGC
Messenger RNA from Thalassophryne amazonica, 858 nucleotides. Its product is annotated as retinal cone rhodopsin-sensitive cGMP 3',5'-cyclic phosphodiesterase subunit gamma-like. Lineage: Eukaryota; Metazoa; Chordata; Actinopteri; Batrachoidiformes; Batrachoididae. The transcript is spliced from 3 exons. Gene Ontology annotation, biological process: visual perception; positive regulation of G protein-coupled receptor signaling pathway; positive regulation of epidermal growth factor receptor signaling pathway. The record is from RefSeq and is a predicted model, not a curated record. Bases 1 to 282 code for a protein of 93 amino acids. Gene Ontology annotation, molecular function: 3',5'-cyclic-nucleotide phosphodiesterase activity; cGMP binding. Gene Ontology annotation, cellular component: photoreceptor outer segment membrane.